AUGGCCUCCAUGCUAUUGAAAACUGGGAUCGUCUUCCUGUUCGAGAUAGGCAUUGGAAUCCUGGGAAAUACUUCACUCUUAUCACAUUUGAUUCUCAGACACCUGACUAUAGCCAACUCCUUGGCCAUUCUUUUUAGAGGAAUCCCAGAGACCAUGGUAGCUUUUGGGUGGAAAGAUUUCCUCGAUGACUUUGAACGCAGACUUGCUUUCUGUGCUCACAGAGCGGCCAGGGGUGUGUCCAUGGGCAGCACCUGCCUCUUGAGUAUCUUCCAGGCCGUCCCGGUCAGCCCUAGGAAAUCCAGGUGGGCGGAGCUGAAGGUGAAAGCUCCCAGUGGCUCCAAGGUUUUCAUCCUGCACAGACACAAGCAGAGGGUCCAACACCUUCAUAGGAACAACGUCUCCCCUAGAUCCUCCCCUGAGACUAGAGCCACCCAAACCAUCCUUGUCCUGGUGAGCACCUUUGUGUCUUUUACACCCUCUCCCUCAUCUUUCAAGCUUGCUUUACUCUUUUUCAUGACCCACACAGGGGGUGACAGGCGGGCCCUGGUCCACCGGCUCACAGGAAAUGAUGGGCAGAGCUCUUAA
Messenger RNA from Orycteropus afer afer, 585 nucleotides. NCBI's taxonomy places the organism in Eukaryota, Metazoa, Chordata, Mammalia, Tubulidentata, Orycteropodidae. The record is from RefSeq and is a predicted model, not a curated record.